AUGGCCCCGGCCUUCUCCAUCCCUGACGCAGAAGACCUCCCGGCCCGCAGAUCCGACGCCUCCGACGUCGCAGGCAACGUCUGGGACCUCGCGACCCUCCCCACGCCCCCCGCCGGCGGCGGCCGCGAGAUAUACAUCUACCGCAACACGUUCAACCUCGUCCCGCGCUCCAUCGGCGGUGGAGCCGGCGGCCUCAGGUCGCUCAAGUUCUUCGGCAACGAUGUGGAGGUGCUACCCGCGGAUGCCGGGGGCGAGCUGGACGGGCUCGAGAGCCUCCAGGUCAAGGUGUCCGCGCCCAGGGUCUCAGGGGCGCCGCUCCGUCGGAUGCAGGCUCUCAAGGAGCUCGAGCUCUCAAUGGUGCCGCCAAGGCCGUCCUCGUGCUCCAUACUGGCGGAGGUUGCCGGGCUGAAGUGCCUUACGAAGCUCACCAUUUGCCACUUCUCAAUAAGGUACCUCCCUCCUGAGAUUGGUUCCCUCAGGAAGCUCCAAGAGCUUGACCUCUCUUUCAACAAACUGAAGAACUUGCCUAACUGUAUAAUUGAGUUGAGUGCGCUGAAGUUCCUCAAAGUGACCAAUAAUAAGUUGGUAGAUGUACCCUCAGGAAUCUCCUCUUUGAGAUGUCUUGAAAGCCUUGACUUAUCAAACAACAGAUUGACUUCUCUUGGUUCGGUUAAACUUAUUUCUAUGCUUACGCUGCAGUAUUUAAACCUUCAGUUUAAUAGGCUCUCCCAUUCCUAUGUAAUUCCUUCAUGGAUAUGCUGUGAUAUGAGGGGAAAUGUUGAAAAUGCUAUGAAGGGUUGCAAGCUGAAGUACACAGGUGUAGCAGACAUGAGUAGUUUAGCAGAAUCUAGUACUUCAAGUUGUGCUUGCGACAGUGCCCUUUUAUGCUUACAACCAGAAGCUUCCCCAAAUUUGAAACACCAUACCCCACAGAAAAUGAAGAAGGGCUGGAGGAGACGGGAUUGCCUGCAACAACAAGCUCGCCAGGAGCGUUUGGAGACUAGCAGGAGCAAGCUCCAUGAAAAAUACAUAGAUGAAAUGGCUGUGACCAUGGCUGAAGAUGAUUGUCCUUCUAGUUUGCAAGAUAUGGAAAACAAGCUAGGCAUCAGAACAAUUGACGAAGAAACCUUAGUACAGGACUCGUUGAAAGAAACGAGUUCUAUAUCUGAAGAUGUAUCUUCAAUAGUCGAUGAUGAUUUGGAUGGGCUUACAAAGGAUAGUGGCAUGAUGGUACAGGAUCACUAUGACGAGGAGAAACCUGGAUUCAAUAUGAGAGGUUACGAUGAUGACAAUUCUUGUAUCAGUGGGGAGCCUGCUAGUUUCAGCAGAGGCAGGAUCUGCAGCGUUGAAAAUGAACUAGAUGAUACUGCUUCAUCUGCCCAUGAUGUUGGUGAGAUUGCUCGUGACAAUCCUUCAGUGACAUCCAAGUGUGCUUUAAAAUCUAAAAGGCACCCUGAUAUGGACAGCAAUCCUAAACCAAGCAAAUGCCCUCGACCAAUUGAUGAACGCUCAAAACUUUCAUAUAAAUACAGUGUGGAAUCAUUUUGCAGCAUAGAUGAUCAUCUACCAGAUGGUUUUUAUGACGCAGGCCGAGAUAUGCCCUUCAUGUCAUUAGAGGAGUAUGAAAGGAGUCUUGGGCUGUAUGCACGGGAGGUUAUUCUCUUGGACAGAGAACAAGAUGAAGAAUUGGAUACAAUUGCCUCUUCAGCACAAUUGCUGCUAUCUAGUUUGACAAGGCCAAGCUCUUUUGAAAUGGAGGAAGAUGCAGGCCAUGAUUUACUGAGGGCAUCAGUGCUCGCUUUGUUUGUUUCUGACUGCUUUGGUGGUUGUGACCGAAGCGCUUCUCUUGGGAGAACACGGAGAGCUAUUGUUAGCUUGAGGAAGGAGCAGCCUUUUGUUUGUACUUGUUCUGCUGGGAACUUAGGCGACAACAAUGAAGCUUCUAAGCAGACCAAUACUCUUUCUGGGCACUUUGAUUUUACUGGUCUGUGUAAUAGAUCAAUACAUCUCAUCAAGGAAAGAAGAAAUUCGGGUAUUGUACCUAUAGGUUCAUUGCAAAUUGGUGUUUGUAGGCACCGAGCUGUCCUAAUGAAGUAUUUGUGUGACCGGGCGGACCCUCCAAUUCCUUGUGAGCUUGUGAGGGGCCAUCUUGACUAUACACCUCAUGCUUGGAACGUUGUUCCUGUUAGAAAAGGGAAUGGCUGGGUAAGGAUGAUUGUUGAUGCUUGUUACCCCACCAACAUAAAGGACGAGACAUAUCCAGAGUACUUCUGCAGGUAUGUACCGCUCAGUCGACUUCAAAUUGCACUUGAUGAUGAGGACUAUACUCCUCGGUGUUCCUUCCCAUCUGUCUCAUCAUGCAAAGAAAUUGAAGUUACAGCUUCUAAUUCUGUCUAUCACUGUAAAAUUGGUGCUGUUGAUGCUGCUGCAAAGAUACGGUAUCUGGAUACUCGCAGUGCCUCAAACGAUGAAGUUAAACUUUUUGAAUACAAGCUUCUGGGAGAAGUAAGAAUGCUGGGUGCGUUAAGGAAGCACAGAUCCAUAGUGGACAUAUAUGGACACCAACUUUCAUCUAAAUGGGUUCAAGUCGAAGGUGAUAAAGAAUAUAGGAUAUUGCAGUCUAUAAUUUUAAUGGAAUAUGUAAAUGGAGGUUCUCUUAAGGGAUAUUUGACAAAGCUACUGAAGGAGGGCAAGAAGUGUGUCCCCAUUGAUCUGGCAGUUUACAUUGCUCGGGAAGUUGCUUGUGCAUUGUUGGAGAUGCACAAGAAGCUCGUUAUUCACAGGGACAUAAAAAGUGAGAAUGUUUUGGUUGAUCUGGAUUCCAAGAGGAAUGCUGGUGCCCCCAUUGUCAAACUCUCUGAUUUUGACAGAUCCGUUCCUUUGCAUUCUUUAUCCCAUACAUGCUGUAUAUCUCACCUUGGUACACACCCACCCAAUGUUUGUGUUGGAACACCUUGUUGGAUGGCUCCAGAGAUUGUUAAGGCCAUGCAUGAAAAACACCACUAUGGACUGGAAGUAGAUAUCUGGUCAUUUGGAUGUUUUCUAUUGGAGAUGCUUACGCUUCGGAUGCCUUACCAGGGACUUCCUGACUCAGAAAUAUAUGAUCUGAUACUGAGGAAGAAACAGAGGCCAAGGCUAACUCAGGAAUUAGAAGCAUUCUGGACAAUGGAUGAGCCAUCUACGAGGCUAAACUUAGGGAUCACAUCUGAUGCUCAUGCAGAUAAACUGAGACAUCUGAUAGAUCUCUUCUACCAGUGUACCAGAGGACAUGCAUCCAAGCGGCCCAAAGCUGAGCAAAUUUACAACUCACUGUGCUCCUUACCCACAUGUUACGACAUGAGGUGA
This is a messenger RNA of Miscanthus lutarioriparius, 3345 nucleotides long. The record is from the annotation of a GenBank genome assembly. Lineage: Eukaryota; Viridiplantae; Streptophyta; Magnoliopsida; Poales; Poaceae.